AUUUUUUCCUCGUUGAUUGAGUUGAACAGAUACAGAAUCAACCGAAAGAGUUCGUUACAGACUUGUAUUGUGUGAAUUGUGGUUAAUUGAACCAGUUGCAUUGUGGUUAUCCUACACGUCCAAGGUUCGCCUGCCGUCUGGUGAGUAUACGGGAGAUUUCCAAAACAACAUCGGAGUUCCACGACGGAGUAUGACAUUCAGGGGAAUCCUAGUUUAAGAAAGCCUGAGGAUAAUCGGACGUUUGAAAAGACCUAGGGAUUGCAGAUCAGCUGCUCAUGAAGAGAACCCAUGGUGUAGGGGUCGCUCUGGUAGAUAAAAUUUCUGCAUGGUCUAGGAAGCUUCGCGUGUCCUUUCCCCGCAGAUUUUUCUCCGCCGAAUGUUCGCUAUCUUUUUCGCAUCCACCUGUAUCUUACUUCCACUGUGCACGUUUCAUGCAUUCCUCUUUGAACAAGUGUACUUUAGCGACGUUGAUUCUCUAGCUAUUUAUACUCGCUGCAGUCAAUUUCAUUGCCAGCUCUCGGCACUGUCGUUAUUGAACCAGUAUCGCUGAGAUCUUCUGAGCUACAAUUUGCUGUGAGGGUGUUGUUUUUCAGUACGUGGUUUCUGGAUUUGAUCUGACUUUUGACUUGUAGCCGAUCAAUUUAUUCUGACUUUUAAAACAAAAUAGCAGUCAUUUUAGGUCAUUGAAAACCAUGGCAUCCUCCCAAUUUGAGGGUGGUAAGGUCAGGCAUAAGCAGGUUGUCCUGGCAGCAAUUCCCAAGGGCAUGCCGAAGGUGACCGACCUUCGAGUGGAGGAGACGGAGACCGACGUGGUUGUGCAGCCUGACUCCAAUGAUGUGGCUGUCAAGCUCCUGUACAUCUCCCUCGAUCCAUACUAUCGAGAACUCAUGGCGGAAGAGGACCUUCUUGGAUUGGGGUUGUACAAAAAAGGCGAGCCAAUUUAUGGUGGCGUCGUUGCUGAGGUGGUAUUGUCCGACAACCCUGAUUUUCAAGUCGGGGACACGGUGCUUGGGAACUUAAAUUUCUCUGAAUAUGUUGUUGUGCCGAAAGGGCAGGACCUCAUAAAGGUGGAUGCCUCUCAAGUACCCGCUUCCUACUACCUUGGUGUACUUGGCAUGCCAGGGCUCACAGCUUGGGUGGGUUUGAAGCUCAUCGGGAAGGCAAAAGCAGGAGAUCAAGUCUUUGUAACAGCUGCGGCUGGCGCAGUUGGCCAGGUUGUGGGUCAACUAGCCAAAGUCUACGGUUGCCGUGUCGUUGGAAGUGCUGGAUCAGAUGAAAAGGUAAAAUUGCUGAAGACAGAGUUUGGCUUCGAUGACGCCUACAAUUACAAAACGGAGGCCGAUUUAGAUAAAGCACUGAAGAGGCACCUUCCAAACGGAAUAGAUAUCUACUUUGACAAUGUUGGAGGUGAAACUUUGGACGCAGUGUUCAAGAAUGUUAAUAUGGGCGCACGCAUAGUAUUAUGUGGAGCCAUCUCUCAAUACAAUGUGGCAGAGGACAAAAGAUACGGCAUAAAGAAUCUGUUCUCUGCAGUAGCAAAAGCCGUGAAGAUGGAGGGAUUUUUAGUUGGUAAAUACACGGCUGAGCACAUGGGGGAGUAUGCGACAGAAAUGAGUGGGUACCUGAAGGAGGGGAAAGUGAAGUACAGAGAACAUGUGACGAAGGGAAUAGAGAAUUUCCCAUCUGCUUUCGCAGGAUUAAUGACGGGUGAAAAUGUUGGCAAAUCGGUUCUCCGUGUUUGAAACAGACGGUCCCGUUUUUCAAACUUGGCUAAUCUCCAUUUCGAUCUUCAUAGAAAAUUGUGAAAAGAUAAAGAUAUACUUCGAUAUAUAUAUAAAUAAAAUGAGUUAUUUAUAUAUCUAUUUAACAACUCGAUGUAUAUAUAUAAAUAACUCAUUUUAGUAUGUUUUUUUAA
Messenger RNA from Physcomitrium patens, 1915 nucleotides. RefSeq names its product 2-alkenal reductase (NADP(+)-dependent). Lineage: Eukaryota; Viridiplantae; Streptophyta; Bryopsida; Funariales; Funariaceae. The record is from RefSeq and is a predicted model, not a curated record. Gene Ontology annotation, molecular function: oxidoreductase activity, acting on the CH-CH group of donors, NAD or NADP as acceptor.